Diabrotica virgifera virgifera (western corn rootworm) is the source of this 1341-nucleotide messenger RNA. RefSeq lists its product as uncharacterized. The record is from RefSeq and is a predicted model, not a curated record. The transcript has a single exon. Lineage: Eukaryota; Metazoa; Arthropoda; Insecta; Coleoptera; Chrysomelidae. Bases 1 to 1341 code for a protein of 446 amino acids.
AUGCCGCGCCGCCUUAAAUGCCUAAGUGAGUUGGAAAUAGAUAGUUCUAAACUUGCUUUUCAAUCAUAUGAUUUUGCUAGUAACAUGUCCGGUCGUUUUAAUGGCGUACAAAAAAAAAUUACAGAUAUCGUCGAGCACAAUGUACCUUACAUUCCCUGUCAAGAUCACAGGACUAAUACAGUGCUUGAACAUGCUUGUAACGUAAGUGCAUUGAUUAGAAACUUUUUUGACACUCUUGAAGAACUUUACGUAUUUUUUACAUCAAGCACAAAAAGAUUUAAACACCUGCAAGAAAAAAUACAAGAAAUAGAUAAAUCAGUUCAACUUAAAACCCUUUCAAGAACCAGAUGGACUGCAAAGGCAGACUCAGUCAGAGCUCUUAACCAAACAGUAGAUCAAAUUAUUGAAGUUCUAUCAGACAUUUCCAAAAAUAGAGAAUUUGAUGGUUCUACAAGAACUAAAGCAUUGGGACUUUACAAAAAGAUUUUAAAUUUUGACUUCAUAGCUAGCUUCUUUUUUCUAAAAAAUAUUUUACCAAAAAUUAAAAUUUUAACUGAAACGAUAGAAACACCUAAUUUAAAUAUAAUAGACUGCAUUAAUUUGAUAAAAACUACUGCCCUUAAUUUAAGAAAUACCGAUUAUGACCAUAACAGUUUAAAUCGUCUAAUUGAAAGUGCCAUAAAAUAUGCCGAAAAAUUAAAUAUUGAUCCUUAUUCUGAUUUUUCGAAAUAUCAUAGACGAAGGAUUAUGCCAAAAAAAAUUGAUGAAAAUCGUGACACUGAAGUCGAUAUGGAUUUAAAAACUUUUUAUAGGCGAGAUUUCCAGGAAAUUUUGGAUACCUUAUCAAGUGGUUUAAAUGAUAAUUUUGAGCAUAUCAAAAAAUCAAUUGAGCCACUGUAUUCAGUUUUAACAUUUCCACUUGAUAAAAGAAAUAUUACCUUAAAGAUUUUAGGUGACAUUGUUGCCAUGUUUCCUCCAGGUUCUAAAAAGCCUGAUGUCCAUUCUUUACAAGGUGAAUUAGAAGUUUUAUUUGAUAUGAACUCUAAAGUAAGUUCUUUUCCUGAACUAUUAUCUAAUGUAACCAAGUUAAAAGAUAAUUUAAAUCAAGCAUUUUGCUUUUGUAUGUUUGUAUUGACUGUACCCUAUGGUGUUUCAACCAACGAAAGGAGCUUUAGUCAAUUAAAAAUUAUUAAAAAUGUGUUAAGAACAACAAUGUCUGAUGAACGGCUUGAUAAUUUAAUGCUAUUAAAGUGUGAAUCUGACAUGGCGUUAAAAUUAGAUUUAGGUUACACAAUUGAUAAGUGGGCAACUCUAAAGAAAAGGCGAAUAAUUUUAAAAUAA